This is a messenger RNA of Lecanosticta acicola, 1128 nucleotides long. Lineage: Eukaryota; Fungi; Ascomycota; Dothideomycetes; Mycosphaerellales; Mycosphaerellaceae. The record is from the annotation of a GenBank genome assembly.
AUGGUCGGAACCAGAAGUGGAAGGACGAGUUACGACAGUACGUGGGAGGUACCAAAGAAUCCAAAGGAAGCGAAUGCCAAAGUGGUGAAUAAGAAAGCUCCGCCAGCCAAUACUCCAAAAGGGCCUCGAGGAAAGGAAAAGCAGAUGUCCGCAGCCCGAGCUAAGUCCACGCAGUCGAAGGGAAAGCCUGUGACAGAAUGGCUUGGAGGUGUGAAUGACGAAGAGAAAGUCACAAGACCGAGAAUUCCAAUACCGCCUGAGGUUCGAGAACCUAGACGUGCGAUUCCGACGUCUGCAGAGCCUUUCCCGGUAAAGCGAAUCUCUAACGACCUCUGGAAAUCCACAACGGCGAGUCUUUCCUUCGUUUACCGAUCCGAGUUGGAGACAGACCCAGAUACCGAGACAAUCGCUCUCAAUAUCAUCGAUCAUAUCAUCAAACCGGAGAACUGGAAUCCGAAUCUAUCCUGGAACGUCCUCUCAGCAACAUGCUUCUUCCUUGCGAGCAAGGUGACAGGCAAGCACAGGAAUACCGCGGAGAGAAUCGCAGCCGCUUGCAAAGUUGAUCCGCAGAUUGCCGCGGCUAUGGCUGGAUCACAAGCGUUCUACGAUCCUGGAGUGCAGUAUCGCUUGGCGCAAGCGUUGGCCGUCAGUGCGGAGGACAUCAAAAGAGGCUACAGAAUCCUUUAUGGGCAUCGGGAGAAAUGUGAGGAGCUCGUCGGCAUGUACGCUGAUCGAUUGGCCGGACUGCCGCAUCCAGACCAGUUGUGGGCGUUUGGUAGAGCCAACAAUGCCGUGCAAGUGCAAGCUCAAGGUCCCGCGGGAUAUGCAAAGCCCAUGGAUGCUCCUCCGAAAGCUCAACCACAGCCACUCUCCGGUCCGGCUCCAACAACCGUCAAAGAUUCCGAUGAGAUCUCAUGGGACGAUGAUAUUCUGGAUGGUGGGCAUGAGUUUGAUAAGGCAGGUGUGACGGACGCAAUUACGGCUUCAGAUGCUGGACAAAUGGGCCUGCCGGCUGUAGAGAAAGAUCCUCUAGCGUUGUUGAAGGCGGCCGAAGAGAAAGCCAGUGAGGCGGACUUGGACCUAUUUGAUCUGGAUGAAUUCGAUACCUACGUGGCCGAGAAUGAGUAG